AGUAAAUAGAUCGUUAAAUUAAUAAAAAGCGAAAAAAAAAAAAUUUUAAUAAUAAUUACUUUUUUUCCAACUUCAUGCAAACUUUUCAAAGAAAGUUAACCGACUAGUGUUUAUCGGGUGGUGUGAAAUUUUUUUUUUUUUUUUCUUAAAUUUCAAGUUAUACAUUUAUUAAGUGGGAAAGUGCAAGAAUAGCAAAUUCUAAGCGUUGAUAUUUUUAGGGGUAUAAUGGAGCCCCGUUGGAAGCGGCUACUCUUUGCCGCAAUCAUAGCUGAAGUUCUAAUAGGAUCAGACGCUCAAUUUUGGAAAAUUGCCGACACAGGUGCAACAUCAAUAUCGGAAAGACAUUACCGGCCAGAAUAUCCACAGCCAUUGCCCAAUCCAAUUGACGAUAGUUAUGCGGUGGUAGAUAGUCCCAAUGCCUUGCCACCAAAAAAUUGUACUAGUGGUCCGGUUGGUUGUAUUCCUAAAUGUUUCGCGGAGAAAGGUAAUCGUGGCCCACAUGGCCCCAUUGGCGUUCCGGGUCCCAAAGGACAUCAAGGUUAUCCUGGCAUAGAGGGACCACCUGGCGACAAAGGUCAAAAAGGUGAUCCCGGCCCUAUGGGUCCUCGUGGAUUAAAAGGUGAAAGAGGCACUUCGGGCAUUCCUGGUAUGCCAGGUGUUCCCGGAAUUCAAGGUGUCUCCGGCAAUCCAGGUGCUCCUGGUAUACCUGGUAAAGAUGGAUGCGAUGGCGAAAAGGGUUUACCUGGCGUUGCUGGUCUAAGUGGUAUGACAGGACCUCGCGGUUAUCCCGGUGUCCCCGGUGUAAAAGGCGAAAAAGGUGAACCAGCCAAAGAAAAUGGUGAUUAUGCGAAAGGGGAAAAAGGUGAGCCGGGUUUUGCUGGUCGCUCUGGGAACCCAGGUCCAGAUGGUCCGCAAGGCUCUAAAGGUGAUCGUGGAGAUACUGGUCCAUACGGAGUACCAGGUCCUCGUGGGGAUCGCGGCCAAAAAGGUGACAAAGGCGCACCUUGCUUUGCUCCUCCUCAACCAGGCAAAAAAGGACAAAAAGGCGAAAAAGGUGAACCGGCUCGAAAUGCAGCUCCUGUACAUGGUAGCGAAACUAUCAGCGGAGAAAAGGGAGAUCGUGGAGAGAAAGGAGAUAACGGUCCCCCAGGUGAAAAAGGCGAAGUCGGAUAUCCUGGUGAACCAGGUCGUGAUGGCAUGAAGGGAGAAAAAGGUCUCCCUGGUCCGUCCGGUGAUAGAGGCCGUCAAGGCAACUUUGGCCCGCCUGGUCCAUCUGGUCAAAAAGGAGAUCGUGGCGAAACUGGUUUGAAUGGCCUAGCUGGCAAACCCGGUCUAAAAGGUGAACCUGGUCGUCCGGGAAAAGCUGGCGAACGUGGUCUACUCGGCCCACCAGGUCCUCCUGGUGGUGGGCGUGGAUCUCCUGGUGCUCCGGGACCAAAAGGUCCGCGGGGAUAUACCGGUCCACCGGGCCCAAAAGGUUUGGAUGGUUUUGAUGGAAUUCCUGGUCCACAAGGUUUACCUGGCGCCAAAGGUGGCCCCGGUGUUCCUGGUUUACAUGGCGUUGAAGGUCCAGCCGGUGAAAAAGGCGAAAGGGGCAAUCCCGGUCGUCAGGGUUCGGUAGGACCUAUCGGUCCACAGGGUCAUACGGGCCCUCCUGGUCCGGAAGGGCAAAAGGGUGAGCCCGGUCUUCCGGGAUACGGCGAAAGAGGAUUAAAAGGCGACGAUGGAACCCCCGGUAUACCCGGUCUUAAAGGUCAAAAAGGCGAACGAGGUUUUAAAGGAAAUCUUGGUGCUCCCGGUGACUCUCAAUUAGGACGUCCCGGUACACCAGGGCGUAUUGGUGUACCUGGGCAGAAAGGUGAUCCAGGUCGUCCUGGCGCACCAGGUCAAAAAGGCGAAAUGGGACCAAAAGGUGAUAUUGGCGGAAGGUGCUCAAGUUGUCCCCCCGGAUUUAAAGGUGAUAAAGGAGAACGUGGACUUGAUGGGGCUCCUGGAAGCCCUGGACUUCGUGGACCUCCUGGGGAACGUGGUUAUCCUGGUGAACGUGGUUCUGAUGGCAUCGCCGGCUCGCCUGGUGCACCAGGAGAUAAAGGUUUCGACGGCCUACCAGGUCUUCCUGGUCCGGAUGGCCCCGCCGGCAAAGAUGCGUUGCUUGACUUGGAUCUCAUUAAUGUCGAAAAGGGUGAAAAAGGAGAACGAGGCUACAAAGGUGCUCUUGGUCCUAAAGGUGAUAGGGGUGAAGCUGGUUUUCCAGGUAUACCAGGUCAAAAAGGUGAAGUAGGCGAAAAAGGUGAUAAAGGUUACUCUGGUCCAAGCGGAACUGAUGGUAUUCCCGGAAAUCCUGGUAGAGAUGGUCGCGACGGUGUCCCUGGUCAAAGCAUAAAAGGUGACGCUGGAAAGCCAGGGCUAGACGGAGAAAAGGGAGAUAAGGGCUUUUCUGGGCCACAAGGAACAAAAGGUGAACCAGGAUCCUGUGAUAUAGACAACAUCAAAAUGCCUCUCAAAGGAAAUAAAGGUGAUCGAGGUGACCAAGGUAAUCCAGGCCCUAUGGGUCCAAUGGGCGAAAAAGGCGAUAUCGGUAGACCAGGACAAAAAGGUGAUCAAGGUGCUGUGGGCCCAACAGGUCCUGUAGGACCACGUGGUUUGGCAGGCCCACGUGGAGAAAAAGGUAAUAUAGGUCCAAUGGGUGCUCCUGGUAACCCAGGCAAAGAUGGUAUGAGAGGACCUCCUGGAAGAGGCGGCGUCCCAGGACAGAAAGGUGAGCAAGGCAUUGCUGUGGCUGGACCUCCUGGGCCUCCUGGUCGUAUGGGCAUGCCUGGCGAAAAGGGUGAGCGAGGUCCCACCGGUCCUUAUGGGCCUCCUGGUUUAGAUGGAGCUCCUGGUUACCCUGGAGACAAGGGUGAAACUGGUUUUCCAGGUACACCCGGAUUCUCUGGUCGUGAUGGCGAAAAAGGUGAUAUGGGUCCCUUGGGACCUCAAGGUCCUCCUGGCCCUCCUGGCAAACCCGGUGUAGAUGGAGUUCAGGGUCGCGAUGGUGCAAAAGGUGAACAAGGCAGUCCUGGCAUGGUAGGAAUGCCUGGUUUAAAAGGUGAACGUGGUGCUCCUGGCAAUGAUGGUCCUAAAGGAUACCCUGGUAUAACGGGACAUGCUGGUCGACGUGGUCCUCCUGGACCAGCUGGAAUCCCUGGCGUGAAGGGAGACAAGGGCGAGCGCGGAUUGACCGGAAAAGAUGGAUUACCUGGCCCACGUGGUCCGCAAGGACCGUCUGGAAUUAUGGGCGUCAAAGGUGAUACAGGACCAGUUGGUCCACCAGGAGCGGAUGGUAUACCAGGUUUAGAGGGAGAAAAGGGAGAAUACGGUCCCCCGGGAGCAGAUGGUUUACGCGGUGAGCCAGGCGACGUUUCUGAAAAAGGUCAAAAGGGUGAGCCAGGACCACCAGGACUGCGUGGUGAAAGUGGAAGGCCAGGAACUCCCGGAUUAAUUGGUGAAAAGGGUGUGCCUGGUCUUGCGCUACAUGGACGACCGGGUGCUCCUGGUGAAAAGGGUGAUAGGGGUCGGGACGGUAUAGACGGCCGGGAAGGAACCCCUGGACAGAAGGGUGACCAAGGUUAUCCUGGUCCCCUCGGAGCAAAAGGUGACAAAGGUGCAAUUGGUCCUCCCGGUGUGCCGGGUCAUCCCGGAAUGGAUGGUAAGCCAGGAGAAAUCGGUCUCCCCGGUCCGAUGGGUCAUACCGGCAUAAAAGGCGAUAAAGGAGAACGCGGCUUCCCAGGUGUUAAUGGACCUAAAGGAGAUAAAGGCGAAACCGGUUUACCUGGUUUCAAUGGAACACCUGGCGCUAAAGGAGAUCGUGGAUUACCAGGAGCUCCUGGCCUCAACGCAGUACCAAUCACGAUUAAAGGUGAAAAAGGAGAUAUGGGUGAACCCGGUCUUAUUGGUAUGCCUGGUCCUGCCGGCGAGAAAGGUAAUCAAGGUACAGCAGGCUUCCCCGGCGCGAAAGGUGACAGAGGUCUAACCGGUCCUCAUGGCAGCCCAGGAUUAAACGGAACUCCAGGUCAAAAAGGUGAAAUAGGACCUAUGGGGGACGUUGGCGUUCCAGGCUUAACAAUAAAGGGUGAAAAAGGCUUGCCUGGGCGUACCGGUAAAAAUGGACGGGAAGGUGCUCCUGGCCCCGCUGGUCAAAAAGGAGAAAAGGGCUUACCUGGUCUUCCCGGAAAUCCUGGACCUGAAGGCCAACCUGGCCCUAUUGGCCCUCCUGGUCCAAAGGGUGAGCGCGGCUCCAUGGGAUCACCUGGCAGGGAUGGUGGUGAUGGCAUGCCUGGUGCUGCAGGCGUUAAAGGCGACAUGGGCUAUCCUGGACCCAAAGGUGAAAUGGGUUUGCCAGGACUUCAAGGUCAAAAAGGCGAAAAAGGUGACUACGGUUUAAUGGGAGCUCCUGGCAUGCCAGGAUCGACUGGUCAAAAGGGUGACAUGGGUCAACCUGGACUUGAUGGCCGCCCUGGUCCUGUCGGAGCACCAGGUGAAAUGGGUUUUACUGGCCCGAAAGGACGUGACGGCCGUGAUGGUUUAUCUGGUCAAAAGGGCGCAAAGGGUGAGCCAGGCAUGGUGCCCCCACCAGGGCCGAAAGGUGAGCCAGGAUAUCCAGGAAGAAACGGCCAAAAGGGUGAAACAGGCCCUCCUGGUCCACGCGGUCUGGUUGGUCUCAAAGGCGAACGCGGUGAAAAAGGAGAACAAGGUUUAAUUGGUUUGACUGGCCCAAUGGGACGUCCUGGUCCGAAAGGCGACCAAGGACUACCCGGCCCCGUAGGUCGAGAUGGACCACCAGGUCUAACAGGUGGAAAAGGCGAUGCCGGCUUACCUUGUUCCGCAGCUCAGGAUUACCUUACUGGAAUUCUGCUAGUGAAGCAUAGUCAGUCAGAAGAAAUUCCACGAUGCCAACCAGGUCACAUCGAAUUAUGGAACGGAUAUUCUAUGCUCUAUAUCGACGGUAACGAUUACGCUCACAAUCAAGAUUUAGGAUCUCCCGGGUCUUGUGUGCGUCGGUUUUCAACACUGCCCGUCUUAUCGUGCGGACCCAAUAAUGUAUGCAAUUAUGCUUCAAGAAACGACAAAUCAUUUUGGCUCACAACUUCAGCACCACUACCAAUGAUGCCAGUACAAGUCCAAGACGUCAGCCGUUAUAUAUCUCGUUGUACCGUAUGUGAAGCACCAUCGAAUGUGAUUGCUGUGCAUAGUCAAUCGAUCGAGAUACCAAAUUGCCCAGCCGGUUGGGAAGGUCUUUGGAUCGGUUACAGUUUCCUAAUGCACACUGCCGUAGGUAACGGAGGUGGCGGUCAAGCAUUAGCUUCCCCAGGCUCCUGCCUGGAAGAUUUCCGAACAACGCCAUUCAUUGAAUGUAAUGGGGGUAAAGGUCAAUGUCAUUUCUACGAGACCAUGUCCAGUUUCUGGUUGGUAACACUAGAAGAUUACCAACAAUUCCAGAGACCCGCAAUGCAAACCAUCAAAGCAGGGGAGCUACUGACGCGGAUUUCGAGGUGCCAAGUAUGUAUAAAAAAUUCAUCAUAAGCAAGGGUGGUCCCUUCUCUCUCCCUUUAUGUUCACCCUUAGCUUAUAUUUCCACCUGGUCGCUAUCCUUUUUUGUUUUCAUAACUACUCUCUC
Molecule: messenger RNA, 5656 nt
Organism: Glossina fuscipes
Lineage: Eukaryota; Metazoa; Arthropoda; Insecta; Diptera; Glossinidae
Product: collagen alpha-1(IV) chain-like
Exons: 9
Coding region: 226-5562 (1778 amino acids)
Cellular component (GO): collagen trimer
Molecular function (GO): extracellular matrix structural constituent
Source: RefSeq, a predicted model, not a curated record